Messenger RNA from Sugiyamaella lignohabitans, 2013 nucleotides. RefSeq names its product Arp9p (gene ARP9). Lineage: Eukaryota; Fungi; Ascomycota; Dipodascomycetes; Dipodascales; Trichomonascaceae. The transcript is spliced from 2 exons. The record is from RefSeq and is a predicted model, not a curated record. Gene Ontology annotation, molecular function: triacylglycerol lipase activity. Bases 1 to 2013 code for a protein of 670 amino acids. Gene Ontology annotation, biological process: lipid catabolic process.
AUGAACAAGUUUACUGACUAUUUUUGUAGGGCUGCACAACUUCAACCUUCUUAUGCACCUGAGCUUACAAUUGUGGGAACCGCUUUAGGCGGAUUAGUACCAAAUGUUAGUUCUGUGUUGCUACAAAUUAAUGGCGGUCCUUUCGCUGGUUUGAUUCCUGCUGGUAUUAACGGCAUGGUUGCCCAAUAUUCUGAACUCCAGGAUGUCAUAAACCAAUACAUCCUUCCAGAUAAGAAGGCCAAAUUCGAUGAUUCCAAAUCACAGUGUUUACUGAGUGAUUUUGCCGAGUACGUUGAUACAAAUUUCUGGACGUGGUUCAAUAAUGGAAAUGAGUUCUUUUAUGAUGCAAGAACUCAAAAGGUAAUCAAUGAGAACACUAUGGGAGUUGAUCCUACUCAGAUUCCAAUCACGCCAUUAUACUUCUAUCAAUCAGAUGAGGAUGAAGUCGCCCCUAUUGUAGCUACUAAUACCUUGUAUAACCAGUGGUGUUCUAAGGGUGUCUCCAUUAACUUCCAAAAGAGUCUUGUUUCAGAACAUAUCAGUGAAUCCAUUGAGGGAUCUGCUGCCGCAUAUUCUUGGUUGCUUGAUAGACUCAAUGGCAAGCCUGUCGCCAAAGGAUGCUCUACCGCUACCAGCUUAUUUAGUAAUGCUCUUCAGAAUUUGCAGGUAUUCGGAUCUAUUAUUGCUGCUACUAUUGAGCUUCCUACUGUAGUAUAUAAAGAUCCAGAGAAUGAAGGAAAAUUCAAGAGUACCGGAGUAGAAAAAGAUGCUGUUCGUCCAAUUGUUGCAUCAAAAAUCGUGGAUUUAGCGGCAUUGAAUUAUUUUAUUAAACUUAUCUAUAAAUCGGCAACGAAACCUGUCGCCAGUUAUAUUCCCCCAGCGCUACUACUGGUAACACCAAGCCAAUGGACCAGAGGUCAGAUUGAAAGCAUCACUCAAUACGCAUUUGAGACUAUCCAAGUAACAGGCUUCACAUUAAUUCCUACUUGUCAAGUAGUGGCUUAUGCUCACAACACUCCAUUCUCGCUCAUAAUCGAUAUUGGCAAAGAGCGGACUGAAAUUAGUCCUAUAUCCGAUUUUCAAGUGGUAGAGAACGCCGUUAUAACUAUUCCGUAUGGUGGGGACUCGAUAACCAGUGAAAUCACGAAACUGUUACCAGAUCUGUCAUGGGAACAGGCUGAAGAUCUCAAAAAAUCGCCUAUAUAUGAAGUUCUCAGUGAAGACGAUACGAAAAACUCAUGGUUUGGAUUGAAUCCUGAUGCGUCUGAGGAUAAUAAUUUAGAGGAUGAUGGUGUUGUAGAUGUAGCUGCUAUUGUUGCUAGUGGUCGUACAAGAGAGAUUUUGGCCGAGCGAGAGCGAGCAAAACAAAACGAAGAAUCUGGCGGCGCCAAGAAAGUUGAGCCUCCUAAUAUGGAUAGAGAGUUCAAUAGCUUCGUAGACCGUAAUGGCAAGACUAUUGAAGUAGGUAAACAGCGAUUUCACGGUACUGAGACGCUGGUGGAUAAACUUACCUUUAGUGUUGGAGAAGCGAUUAAGAGGAUAGAUCAAAUUAUUCGUCGCCAGGAUAUUUGGGAUAAUUUAAUUAUCACAGGUCGUGGUUCUCGUAUCAAGGGUCUUAAAGAAGCUAUCUUUGUUAACCUUCAAGCACGAUUUCUUAUUCUAAGACCCACAACUUACUCAGAGCUACCUUCAACUGUCAACACUGGCUAUAAUACUCCAAAUGCCAACAAUGGAGGUGGUACUCCAGGAUUUAACAACUUCAACAGCCAUCUUAAUAGUGCCGUCAACAAUCCUGCGCUACAUCAAGGUCAUGGACAAGCUCCCACCUCUAUCAAACUGGCUAAAAUGCCCGAGUACUUCCCUGAAUGGAAGGGUCAUGGAUGGGAAGAUGUGGCAUUCCUUGGUGCCGAAAUCGCUGCUAAACAGUAUUUCACUGGCUCCAUCGACAAUGUGUACAUGUCACGUAACGAUUACAAUUCUUUCGGUCCAGCAUAUAUCUGGGAAGUUAUUUAA